AGAGAGACAGAGAGAGAAACGUCUUCCUUUUGCUGUUGGUUCACCCUCCAAUGGCCGCCGCUGCAGCCGGCGCACCGCGCUGAUCCGAUGGCAGGAGCCAGGAUCCAGGUGCUUUUCCUGGUCUCCCAUGGGGUGCAGGGCCCAAGCACCUGGGCCAUCCUCCACUGCACUCCCUGGCCAUAGCAGAGAGCUGGCCUGGAAGAGGGGCAACCGGGACAGAAUCCGGCGCCCUGACCGGGACUAGAACCCGGUGUGCCGGCGCCGCAAGGUGGAGGAUAAGCCUAUUGAGCCACGGCGCCGGCCUAAAAUCAUAUCUAUUUUAUACACACACUGGAGUAUACACACCAAAGGUCUUCAGAUAGUUCAUGGAAAAUGCAUGUUAUGAAAACACUGCAAGGAUUUCAAAAUUUUUUGCACCAAAAUAGACUUAGCAUUAACGCCAUUUCUAUGAAUUUUAAAUUAAUAUUUAAAAACAGAUUUAGAUAUUUGUUUGAAACAGUGACUGAGAGAGGUCUUCCAUCCACUGGUUUACUCCUCAAAUGCUGGCAACUGCUGAGACCGCCACACUGAACCCAGGAGCCAGGAACUCAAUCCAGGUCUCAUGUAGGUGGCAGGGAUCCGAGUCCUUGAGCCAUUAUCUGCUUCCCAGAGGGGGCCUUAGCGGGAAGUUGGAUGGGAAACAGGGUAGCCAGCACUGAAAGCAGGUACUCUGAUGCAGGAUGGAGGAACUCAAGUGGCGUCUUCACUGCUGCGCCAGACAGUUGCCAGUUUUCCAUAAAUACUCAUCUGUGCAUAUGAGGCACAUGCACUCACCUGACCCCUGUUCUUGCUUGUGUUCUGUCUAGGAAUUUGUCUCCUUCAUUAGGAGAUAGGUGUGUGUGUAUAUAUAUAUAUAUAUAUAUACCUAAAGGUGAGGACAGACUAAUUUCUGUGGUUGUUCUCUGUUGCCUUAUGUGUAAAAUGAAAAGUUUAUUCCUAUUUUCAGUUGUUUUGAGUGAUAGAUUUCAUUGACUACUCCAGAAAAGCUUAGAAAUUUUUGUUUUACUUGUUGGGCUCCAAGAAAAUACAGAGCUUGUGCCAAGCCAGCUAAAAUUGAGUGUAAAACACAGAGGACUCACUGGGCACAUUGACUUUGUGGGGCAUUGUGGGAAUGGUGCCCCUCACACUUUACGACAGUAUUGUAGGGUUGGUGCUGUCACACUUUACGGCAGUCUUGUCAGGUGCUGCUUCCCGUACUUUGACAGCAAAGUACCUAGGUGGUGCAGUGUGUAGUCGUGCCCUGCUGGGGUUGCACUGUGUUGGUGUGGCACUGGGUAGGUUCUUCUCUGCGUAGGUGGUGCAAAAGGGGUUACUUUUUUGCAGUUUCUUUAACACUGUGGUUUGUAACAAAGCUUAUUCCACCCAAAAAAGGACAAAUGAGUUCUUUUCAGGAAGGGGUUGAGAACACACUGCUAGUUGCAUCCAGAAUAAUGUUUCUGAGUUGCAGUUGGAAGCGCAGGAAUUUACUGUUGAGCUGGGAAAAAAUGUUGUUGCUUCCAGACUUUUUUCCCCUUUCAGCAACAUUUUAAAGACCAAUUCAGGAAAAUCUAAAACCUAAAUCUUUUUUUAUAAAUAAAAUGGGUUUAUUUAUUUAUGAAAGGCAGGGCUACAGAGAGAGAAGGAGGGACAGAGGAAGGAAGAGAGAUAGAAAGAGAUUUAUCUGCUGGUUCACUCCCCAAGUGGCUGCAACAGCAGGCUGAAGCCGGGAAGAGCCUGGGACUCCUUCUGGUCUCCCAGUCCAUUAUCCUCCCAGUCUACAAUGCUGAGCCAUGGCUGGAUGAGUGUUUGAGUUCUGUUUUGCAACAGGACUUUGAAGGUGCCCUGGAACUCUCUGUCUUUAAUGAUGCCAGUCAGGACAAGUCUAUGACUAUCAUUGAAAAAUGGAAAGAGAAGCUAGAAGAGUCUGGUAUCCUCGUGGUUGUUGGAGGGCACAGUUCUUCUUCUCCCCGGGGAGUUGGAUAUUCUAAAAAUCAAGCAAUUGCACAGAGCUCAGGGUCUUACCUUUGCUUUUUGGAUUCAGAUGACGUGAUGAUGCCCCAGAGGGUGAGGUUGCAACAUGAAGCUGCUGCCCAGCACCCAACCAGUAUCAUAGGAUGCCAAGUGAGGAGAGAGCCCCCGAACUCCACUGAACGAUACACGCGUUGGGUCAACCAGCUAGCACCUGACCAGCUUCUGACACAGGUCUUCACCUCUCACGGCCCCACGGUGAUCAUGCCCACCUGGUUCUGCUCCCGCGCAUGGUUCUCCCACGUGGGCCCAUUUGAGGAGGGCGGGCAGGGGGAGCCCGAGGACCUGCUCUUCUUCUACCAGCACCUCAGGAAGGGCGGUGGGGUCGUCCGUGUGGACCAGAGCCUCCUUCUGUACCGCUACCACCCACAGGCAGUCACUCAUUCCAUCCUUGAGACCUCACAGGGGGCGAGUUUGAGGAGAACCUGCGGUCGCUGCACUUGCUCGAGGGCCGGGACUUCCUGCACUUCAGCUGAGAGCACAGCCCUCCAGGAUGGACCAGUGCGAGCACCCACAGGGACAGAAGCAGAGGCCAUGUUUGCCAAGAGCCCUCAGUGGCUGCCGCACAGCGGGCACACGGCGUCCGUGAGGUACGCCUGCUUCAGGAACAGACCAGUCGUCUGCAUCCCACGUCACCCUGGGACACACACGGACAGUCCCCUGCAGGUGUGGCAGAGCCGCUGGCUGCAUACCUGUCCCUCCUAAACUGCACACGGGCAGCGCCGUGGGCUUGUGCAACAGGCCCGUAUGUGGAGGUGGGAGGGAGGCCCACCACUCCUGCAGCUGGGGCUUAGCGGCUCCUCUGGCCUUUGUAUCAUGAUUUCCAUCUCAGCGGAGAAACGUGACUGGGCAGACCCUGAUUCCUGGAGCAGGCGCACCCUCCACGGCAAGAGGGCCCACCACAGCCUCGUCUCCCCGGGGGCCGGCUCUGCUGCUCUCGCGUGCAUCGGUCUCAGAGACAGACGAAGGCACUGACCGUGUGGUACAUGAUUUUAUAGGAAGCAUGUUUGUGUGUAAGUAAAGGCAGAAGCAUCAACACCCAGAUCCCCAAAGCACAGCGCCCUCUGCUGGGAACCUCGAGGCAUGGUCACCGCAGGGCUCCAUGUUGACUGCCGGCAUCCACUCCUCCAUUGGGGACAGGAAGUCCUCCACCAGGCAGCUCGAGGGCUCGGCUCCCGGACCAGCGUCAGCAGGCCCCAGGCUGCAGACAGACAGGACAGGGUCAGGCUGGCCAGCACCACCUCCUGCGUGUCUCCGCCAUGUCCCCAACAACUGGAGGCCAGGUGCCUUGUGGGGAGGCUCACUAAUUGCCCCUGUAACCUUCAUGAACGCUUGAAGUUUUCCCUAAUAAAAAUGUAAAAAGCACACUGAACUUGCAAGUCUGAUGUUGAGUUUGGCCUCUACCCUCAGGAGACCGUGAACAACACACAGCCUGUUGCCACCAUGGUGUGAGGGCCUGGGUACAGCACUGGGAAUGGAGACAGACAAAAAUGUCAAACGACGACUAAAUCAGUGCCCAGCGGACGGCACACACAAAGUAAACGGCAGGAACAACCGAGAAGUGAAGGGGCUGAGAGGACCCAGCAGGCAGAGCGCAGCCUAGAAGAUCCACCGCCUUGCUCACAGGAGCCCCCCUGGCAGCUGGGAGACCCCAGUGUCCGUGGAGAGCCUGAAGGGGGGCGGCAGAGCCACAGCUGAUGCUGGGAUCCUCUUACCACAUCAUCACCAACAGAAGAGCAGGGAGGAACGAAACCAGUAAAAAUCCAAGUGAGGACAAGCAACGGUGCUAGGUGUGGGCCCACGUCAGUGGUCACCUAGAUGGAUAAAACAUCCCAGCUAACGCAGGUUGCUCCACGGGAGCGGAGGCGUGACCUGACCACGAACUGCAGAGAAAGACCACUGAGACGUACGAACACGAGGCUGAAAGCGGGGCAGGGAGGGACAGGUAUCACAGACCCAGAAGCCCCAGUGUGGGUGUGGCAGCACCAGGCAGCCCUGUCCCUGACGGAGCCUGUCCACCAGCAGGACGUGUCACAGCCUAGACUGCAAGCUCCGGGUACACAGUUUCAAGUUUCAUGAGCGCUGACGAGACUGAAGGGAGAGACAGGGACACAGGGUCAAGAUGGAGUCGGGGAGCACAGCCAGACGGUUUGGUGGGGUCCUCGGCGGCAGUGGGGUCAGCUGCAGUGGGUCAAGAACUGGAGGCAUCACCCACUGUACAACAGAGCCGAGACGCAAGAACUGUAGCCACGGUCAGCUCCCCAGAGCAGAGGCGGCUGGGCCGAAACCUGCGGGCACUGAAGCACUGUACUUUGCCUCCGUGAGCAGCCCAGGCUCUGGCGGGGCUAUCGGGAGCUUCUGCACCCAGGGGCCUCCUCUCCAGGGACCUUACGCAGCUGUGCGUACGCACUGCACACACAGUGAGCUGCCCCCACAACAGCACCCGUGAGGGCAGACUGAGGCGGGGCCCCUGGGAGACUGGGGGGUUCACCCACAUCCUGCCCGCACACCAGCAGAGCCCCAGGAGAGACGCGUGAAAGAGUGUGCGACCGAAGCCCUCUGAGGAGGACGCCAAGGCCAGAGUCCGGGCUGAGCAUGGACAGAGGUCCUGGAGGAGCCGCGGCUCUGGAACCCCACUCCAGCAAACGUUUGGCAGCAGCUGGCAGCCAGGACGCUGCGUCCUCAGAGUCAAGGUGUCAAGGUCCCGUGACUGCACCCAGCACACGGCCCGACAGGCACAACGCCAGGAGAAAGCAACACCAGGAUCAGACUCGGCCACGGCGGACGUCGGAGUUACCAGACCAGGAAUUUAACACAACUGCGAGUAAUCACCUGUGGGCUCUAACGGAUAAAGUGGGCCACGCAGGAGCCGACGGGUAAGAAGAUGCGAGUCCUCAGAGUCCACGUGAAACGCUACUGAUGAAAAGCCAGGUAGCCACGGACGGCUCACCAAGGUCAGCCCCGGCCAAGGGAACCAGAGACACAUCCCAGACUAUGCAAGAACCCAGGGACGGUGACAAAAAUAGGUGUAGCGGCAGUCGGUGAAACCACCGCCUGUGACUGUGACGCCAGCAUCCCACACAGAGUGCCAGACCAAGUCCUGGCUGCCCUGCUGCUGAUGCGGCCCCUGCCACCCACGCGGGAGAGGACGGUGGAAUUCCUGGCUUUGGCCUGGCCCAGCCCUGGCCAUUACAGCUGCAUGGGGAGUGAACCAGCCCUCCCCUCUUCCCUGGGUUGCCCCCUCCCCCACUUCUUUUUAAAGAUGCGCAGCGUCAGUUGCCAGUGCUGCCUGAGUCAACGUUCGGGCUGCACGUGACCUCAGCCCAGCUCCUGGCCGGCUUUACGCUGCACGCUGAGCUGAUGCGGAAAGCUUUAUGGAAAUAAAAGAGCCAAGAAGAAUCAAGGUACUUGAAGAACGAACUCAUGACCUAGGAUGAGCCCGCGCCUGGGAUACGGAUGGGUCCAGAUCCAUGGCCAGGACAGGGAAGACCGCCUCUCUCUCACGGGCUGUCACCUGACUUGUCACUUGGUGCCAAGAGUGGAGUCGGCUCAGCUGGACACAACCCCUCUCACCCCCAGGCAACAACCAUCAGCCAGGUGAACUGCCAGUUUCUGUGUUAUAAAAAGCUUUCAGGAAAAUCAGGAGGUGGAGUGACCUCAUAGUAGGCAAAGGUUUCUCAAAGAAAGAAGGGGCUGGCAGGUUGGAAUGUGUCGGACCGAGGGAGAAGGGUGCCUGGAGGCAGACGACCCCGACAAGCAGGGCGGGAGCGCGACGGGCACCAGCACACGAGGACUGACAGCACGGACAGCAGGGCAAGAGUGUGUGUGGACUAUCGUGAAACUCCCCGGGGCAGACACGGACCCUCAGGAGCCACAGCUGCAGGCACCAGGGCCUCGGGACGUGGAAGGCGAGAGGCGGCUGCGAUGGACACUGCGUCAGGGAGGCGACAGCGGAGGCGGCGCGGGAAAGGUCAGAGCGGGGAUGGGGGAGUCUCGAGAGGCAGGAUGAGGGGCCACGCGGCUCGAGGCACAUGACAGUGGGAGGAGCAUCUCGCGUCGGCUGGUGCCCAGUGGCACUGCAAGUCGAGAGGCGUGCUGACGGCACGUGUGUGACAAGUGCAGAGGCCUGGGCGUGCUCGGGGCAGCACCCUCAGCGCUCAACAGCUGGCCUGGGCCAGGUGAGCUCGAGUUCCCAGUGCCUGCGAGACCCCGAGACCCCCGCUCGCUUGUUCUCUCGGCUGCAGGAGGAAGAGCCAAGCGCCCUCAGCCCUGCCACUCCUGGGAGCAGACAGGUGAGGACAGGGAGCACGGGGGCCCUGGAGUGGGAGCCUCGCAGGCCAGGGGCAAGCAGCUCUGUCGCUCACACAGCCCGGCCGCCCAGGAGGACCGGGUUCCCCCGGGGUCCCACGAGUGGGCAGCGUGGGUUACUCGGUUUACCUUGGAGACCAGCUGUGGUCUGGGCACGCUGAGGAGGUCACACAGGCGAUUCCGCUGUCCUCUCACGACCGGGAGCUCUGCCUCCCUGAGGAGGGAAGAGCGCCGUGAGGCCCAGCACCAAAUGUGCACUUAGCACCAACUCCCAGGGACCCUCUACUGCUGGGCAGAGGCCCCGUCACCCUGGAUCCAGAACUGGGGGAAAGCUGCCCCACUCACCCUGGGACCCACACCCAGGCGGAUGCUCGCUCGGGCAGCAGGCAGAAAAGACACCUUCGGAGGUGGCUACCCUCCCUCGCCACUGCUGGGGGAGGGGCUGCGGCCCAACCCAGGGCGGCACAGACUUCAUUAUGGCUUUUUUCUUUUAUUUAAGUAAGUUUUAUUUGAAUCCAGCCAUGUAUUAUUUUCAUUAAAAAUGAAAGCUAGGCUUAGCAAUGC
This is a messenger RNA of Oryctolagus cuniculus (rabbit), 6918 nucleotides long. NCBI's taxonomy places the organism in Eukaryota, Metazoa, Chordata, Mammalia, Lagomorpha, Leporidae. The record is from RefSeq and is a predicted model, not a curated record.